CUGAUUAGAUUGGAGAAAGCCAAAGGAGGUCUACGGGUAUACUAUUGAGCAAUGGGAGAGACAGAGAAGAGAGAGGCAGAGGGGAGGGUGACUAAGUGAAUGCAGUUUGCUGUCGCGUGUCACAGAAUCACAGCGAAGUCCACAGGCAGGCGGAUGGAUCGGACCUGAAUCAACAAAUGGAUACAGAAAAACUGGAUGUACACUGCAUAUGUGGAGAAAAUAACAGAGGACGAAGAGGCUGCCUUCAUAUCCUUUUAUCUCUGCACCAGAUACUACUGUGUGGAACCCACGGGGAGGGAAAGGAAAAUAGCGGGCAACUCAUUUCUCUCUAACAUCCUUGGAAGCAGAGGAGCUGUGAGCCAGAAUAGAGUCGACUGUGGGACUCGCUGGGAUUGAAUAUAUGCUCAUGCUGGUGUGUGUGUGUGAGUGUGCGUGUGUGUGAGCUGAUAAUAGCAGCCCCAUUGGUAUUCAGCGGAGGGAGCUCCAGGAUCUCGCUGCGCCUUUCCCCAGGAUGGGAUCACAGAGCAGGGAUUGUGCUCGCCUGUGGAGAGCCCGCUGAAAUGGAUCUGAAGCCUUGCAGAGAUAGACACCAAAUGGGCAGCAUGGAAGCCAACAUACAGCCUCCAGCAACCAGCUUUCCGCACCUAACCAUCUCCAGCCAUCAGUUUGAACCAUCCCAGCGAGGACUGAGCCUGAAGAGUUGAGGCCGGACAAGCUAGACAGAGAUACCAGAAGCCGUCUACAGGAAGUAGAGAAAAGCAGAGGGUGACAAGCCUCAGAGGAGUUGACUUACAACGAUCCAGUGAACCUGUUGAGCAUACGUUUGAGCUUCUUGGACUUCAUCUGAAAUAAAUAGGCUACAGUGAUGCUUGAGCAAUGGUAUGGAGCUUUUGGACAUGUCCGGAUUUAUCGACUGGAUAUCCUAUCGAGAUUACGACAUUUUUGUGCACACCUCAGAGCUGGGCCACUUUUCCAGAUUGGCAAAAGCGAAUAAUUGAAAAUCAUCCCUCGAGAGGAUCUCUCUUCUGAUUUGUUGUGGGGGAAGAAGGUUUUAUUUUUCCUUUUUUUUUUUUUAAAGGAACAAUUACCCCCCCCCCCCCCCUUCUUUUACACCAUCUUUCUCACACAUUGCGGAGAAAUACAUUAUGAAGCAGCACCAUUCUUCUUCAUCCUCCCUCGGUGAUGGAGAGAGAGGAGGGACAGACUGUCCAGAAUAGAUAACGAGCAAAGAGACUGGCACUGAGGAGAGGAGAAGGAGAGAAAAAAUCAGAAAACAGGUAGAGAGAGAAAGAAGAAGACAGAGACAGAAGCAGAGAAGGCAAGAAAAGAAAAAAUAGAGAAUUAACCAGGAUUGUUCAAAAUCCUCUUGGAGUCUCUUUCUAAUUCGUCUGUGCCGUGUUGGAGACUAGUUAGCACAAUGUGCAGGGGAGGGGUCAGGAUUUACACCAGGGGGGGCACUUGAACAGAAGAGUAGGGUUAUGUCCCCCCUGCACCUGACUAGUCUGUAUCUUAGUGUUUGGAAGGAAGACAGACUGAAAGAUUGGCCGUUAAACAGACAGCUAUACUGAAUGAUAGGCAAGUUCUGAAGCUGCUAAGACAGACAGAGAGGAAGAUAGACAGACAGGAAGACAGGUACACAGCCUAUUCCAAGUGUCAGGCAGAGAGCCAGGCAGGCAUCCAGUGCCGGCACAGUAGACAGCGUGCGAUUCAUUGUCAUUCUAUGCAGUGUGUGAGGAAGAGACAGGGAGAAGGAAAGAAAGCAGAGACAGACAGAAAGAAGGAGCAUCCCUGUGUUUGUAGCUUCUGGAGAAUCUCACUCCAUCUGCAUCCACCUCAGUCAAGCCCAUGCACUAAAAAAAACAGGCCAGGAGGGAGGGGGCUGUUACUAGAAAGGAAAUACAGGUUGGGGAGGGAGGCAGGCAGAGAAACAGAGGGAGAGAGCAGGUGUCGGAAAUCCUCCCCUUCAUCUGCUUGUCAUUUACUCCUUUAUGUUCUAUCGUCGUCUGGCAAAGUGAUUGGUUUUCUGAUGCCGGCGUUCCUCUGCUCAUAGGCCCUCCGAAGUCCCAAGGAAAACAAGAGGUGGGCAGGCAGAGGAAAGCAGAAAAAGAAAGCACAAAAGGAAAAGUGGAGCCCCAUUUUGAUUGACAAAUCUUUCACCCCUUUAAUUUUUUUGUUUGUCAAGACAGGCUCUUGCUAUUUUUUUUGCUUUUUUUCUUAAAGUAAAAGAAGUAAAGAAUAACACCGGCCAAAUCAAUCCCUCAUUUUCUUUGUACACAGAAUUGAACCUCUCCUUUCAUCAGCUGUUGAUUUUUCUUGCCUUGUUCUAAAGGAAUUAUCUGACUAUAAAUACUGGAAUCUUCUAGAAUCCCUCUAUAUGUCCUCACCCCCCAAUGACACACUGUGAACCCCUCUGACUCCCCCACGGUGCCCCAAACCUCCUUCGGCUGAAGUUCUAAAAACCCUGUGGUCUCAAUGCCUAUGUUGACUCACUACUAGAGCGAUAAUAUGGCACAGUGCUUCUGAUAACGUCUGAUUCAUUCUGUGGUGGUACAGGCAGCCAGCAGACCAUUCUCCAUGAGGAGCGGUAGAAGAUGCCGGCUCUGCCAGCACUGCUGCUGUCAAUACACUUCCUCGGCUUCCUGCUAAUCACCAUGCCGCCACGUUCCCUCAGUCAGGCCCCCUUGCUCUCCUCUGUCCGCAUGGCGGCAAUCCUGGAUGACCAGUCUGUGUGUGGGCGUGGGGAGCGGCUGGCGCUGGCCCUGGCCAGGGAGAACAUCAACAGCAUAAUGGAGGGUCCGUCCCGAGCCCGAGUGGAGGUGGACAUAUAUGAGCUGCAAAAAGACUCCCAGUAUGACACUACUGACACCAUGUGUCAGAUUCUACCCAAAGGCGUCGUCUCUGUGAUAGGUCCCGCCUCCAGCCCCGCCUCCGGCUCUACUGUCAGUCAUAUAUGUGGAGAGAAGGAGAUCCCUCAUGUAAAGAUUGGUCCGGAGGAAACUCCCCGCUUGCCGUACCUGCGCUUUGCCUCUGUCACUCUGUACCCUAGCAACGAGGACCUGAGCCUGGCCAUAGGAGCCAUUUUGCGCUCGUUCAGUUACCCCUCAGCCAGCCUGGUGUGCGCCAAGGCUGAGUGCCUGCUGAGAUUGGAGGAACUGGUCCGCCGCUUUCUCAUCUCUCGGGAGACGCUGUCAAUCAGGAUGCUGGAUGACAACCUGGACCCUACGCCGCUGCUGAAGGAGAUCCGUGACGACAAAGUGGCCACCAUCAUCAUUGAUGCCAAUGCUUCUGUCUCCUAUCUCAUCCUCAAGAAGGCGUCAGAGCUGGGGAUGACAUCAGCAUUUUACAAGUACAUCCUCACCACCAUGGACUUCCCACUACUGAGACUGGAUGAUAUAGUGGAUGAGCAGUCCAACAUUGUGGGAUUCUCCAUGUUUAACACCACCCAUCCCUUCUAUUUGGAGUUCAUCAGGAGCCUCAACCUUUCUUGGUGGGAGGGCUGUGACCUUACGUACCCCGGCCCCGCGCUCUCGUCAGCGCUGAUGUUUGAUGCGGUACAUGUGGUGGUGGGAGCGGUAAGGGAAUUGAACCGCAGUCAGGAAAUUGGAGUGAAGCCUCUCAGCUGCACCUCACCUCAGAUCUGGCAACACGGGACCAGUCUUAUGAACUACCUGCGCAUGGUGGAGUACGAUGGUCUGACGGGGCGCGUGGAGUUCAACAGUAAAGGUCAGAGGACCAACUAUACCCUGCGGAUCCUGGAGAAACACAAAGGAGGCCAUAAAGAGAUCGGGAUCUGGUACUCCAACAACACCUUGGCAAUGAACUCCACCAGUCUGGAUAUUAAUGUCUCAGAGACGCUGGCAAACAAGACACUCAUUGUCACCACCAUACUGGAGAACCCAUAUGUGAUGCGCAAAGACAACUACCAGGACUUUCAGGGUAACGACCAAUAUGAGGGUUUCUGUGUCGACAUGCUGAGGGAGUUGGCAGACAUCUUGAAAUUCUCCUUCAAGAUCAAACUGGUGGAUGAUGGGCUGUAUGGUGCUCCAGAGCCCAACGGCUCUUGGACUGGCAUGGUUGGAGAGCUAAUCAACAGGAAAGCAGACCUGGCCGUGGCAGGCUUCACCAUCACGUCAGAGAGGGAGAAAGUUAUUGACUUCUCUAAGCCGUUCAUGAACCUGGGAAUCAGCAUCUUGUACAGAGUUCAACUGGGUCGGAAGCCGGGUUACUUCUCCUUCCUCGAUCCCUUCUCUCCAGCUGUCUGGCUCUUCAUGCUGCUCGCCUACCUGGCUGUCAGCUGUGUGCUCUUCCUGGCUGCAAGGCUGAGCCCCUAUGAAUGGUAUAACCCUCACCCGUGUCUGCGAGAGCGCAGGGACAUGUUGGAGAACCAGUACACCCUGGGAAACAGCCUGUGGUUCCCUAUCGGAGGCUUCAUGCAGCAGGGAUCAGAGAUAAUGCCCAGAGCCCUGUCUACCAGAUGUGUUAGUGGGGUGUGGUGGGCAUUCACCCUGAUCAUCAUCUCGUCCUACACGGCCAACCUAGCAGCCUUCCUGACCGUCCAAAGGAUGGAGGUUCCAAUUGAGUCUCCCGACGACUUGGCCGACCAGACAAACAUUGAGUAUGGCACCAUCCAUGGAGGGAGCACCAUGACCUUCUUCAUGAACUCACGUUACCAGACCUACCAGCGGAUGUGGAACUAUAUGAACUCCAAGCAGCCCAGUGUAUUUGUGAAAAGCACAGAGGAGGGCAUCGCCCGGGUGGUCAACUCCAAGUAUGCCUUCCUGAUGGAGAGCACCAUGAAUGAGUACUACCGUGGCCUCAACUGUAAUCUCACACAGAUAGGAGGCCUGCUGGACACCAAGGGCUACGGCAUUGGCAUGCCACUGGGGUCCCCGUUCAGAGAUGAGAUCACGCUGGCCAUCCUCCAGCUGCAGGAGAAUAACAGGCUGGAAAUACUGAAGAGGAGGUGGUGGGAGGGAGGCCAAUGUCCCAAAGAGGAGGACCACCGUGCCAAGGGUCUGGGCAUGGAGAACAUUGGGGGCAUCUUCGUGGUGCUGAUCUGUGGUCUCAUCAUUGCUGUGUUUGUGGCCAUUAUGGAGUUCGUGUGGUCGACUCGCCGCUCAGCAGAGACCGAUGAGGUAUGCCCCCAUACCUGCCCUCGCCGACCCCACAGACACACCCCAGUGUCUGUCUGUCGGGAGAUGAUCACAGAGUUCCGAAACGCCGUCUCCUGUAAGAAGAGCUCCCGUAUGCGCCGCCGUCGGCCCCUCAGCAGCUCAGCAGCCCUGCGCCACCCCACACGCAUAGCUCUGGGGGCCCCUCGGCCCUUGCGCCUGGUCCGGGAGAUGCGCCUCAGCAACGGCAAGCUUUAUAGUGGAGCUGGCCCGCUGACAGGUGGAGCUGGAGGUGGAGCAGGAGGGACAGGGCUUUCCGAUCUGGGUCCUGGGCCACAACGGAUUCUAGAUGAUCCACUGGGGGCCAACACCACCCCUCCGCCACCAGCCCCUACCCCAGUAAUGCUGCCUGCCCGCAGCUGCGCCCAUGUAAGGAUCUGUCAGGAGUGUCGGAGGAUCCAGAGCCUGAGAUCGAGCAGCAGUAUAGGAUCAACCACAACAAGAAUACCACCUUCAUCAGCACCCCUGCCCAGGCUACCCCCACCCCCACCCCCAUCCUCAUCCAACACAGACAGUGAGGGUGGGGGCGGGGCCAGCCCGAGGCGGCCACACCACAGCCCCCCACCUCAUACCUCCCGACCCAUUCCCCCUCCACAAAACAGCAACACCACAGACCUACUGGGUGAUCAGGACUGAGACAAGAAGCAAUGGGCUGGAUGAGAGGGCCGCAGGGAGUCAGUGAUGUGACACUGAGAAACACCGCUAGUUUCCACAGGUGAAAUUCAUCUGAGAACAAAAGAGGGAGAGAUUGAGGAAAAAACGUUGAACUCUGCAAGCUCAGCCAAUCGAAAAUGAGAUGACCUUUAAAAGGAGAAUGAAUUGAGAAACCGUGUAAUCCUUUCUCCAGUUGAGCUUCAGGCCUACAGAUACAGACCUGGCUACAAGCACGCUGUUAGAUGGUCAAGGGUUAAGCUUCUGUAAUCAACUCCGAAGAGCAAAUCUGAGCGGAGAUGCACAUGACCUGAUGAUGGUUUCCAUUGGCUCCUUUUUCCCUCCUUACUCCCCUCUUACUUCACCUUUAGAUUUGAGGAUGCUGGUUUUCUUCCGCAGACACUUCCCUGGAAGCUAACUACACCUGUAGUAAAACGAAGCCUUGUUGGAGGACAUACUGUAUCCGUAUGUGAUUUAAAACAGCAACUUAAAAGACUUCAAGAGAAUUAUUUCCUGUUGUUUUUUUCUUUUGUUGUCUUUCUUGUUUUGUUACCAUUGUUCUAAGUGGGAAUUACAGAGUUAAAUACAGACUAUGUGUGACACUAUGGUGGAUUAUAACAUACUAAGAAACUUGACUGCGGCUAGUUUUGUGUCCCUCCCUGAGCCCCAAAGCUGCUUUUAGGAAGGUAUCAGGUAAGGUGGAUGAAAUGACUUCAAGGCAACAUAAUGCAACCAGUAGCAGAGGAAACUGUCGGUCUGCCUUUCUUUACACUGUGCGUGUGUGUGUGUAAAAAUUUGUGCUUCCUGUAAGUCCGUCUGUAAAUACACAAAGCGAGCAGAACCAUGUACCCAGCUACAGCACCCUUCUACAAAUGUUAGAUUAUCAGACAGCCACAAAAAGAGAAGAGAGAGAGAGAGAGCGAGUCUUUGAAAUGUGAAAUUAAUGUCCCUCGUUAUCCUGGGUAACGCUUGCCAAGCCUUUACUUCUUUUUCACCUCUGUUCACACAGCGUAGAAGAGAUAGAGAGACCAGGCGAGGCAGAGCCAGAGACAGAGGGGCAAGAUAGAGAGGAACAGAGAGAGAGGACACAGAAAGAAGCAGAGAGUGAAAAGGACACUCCUGAAUUUGAACGAGAAAUACCUAACUGAACUACUUCCAUUAUUAGAUCUGUCCGGAUCUGUUAAUUCUGGGCAUCUUUUAAGGGGCUUGUUAAUGCGCCAGCAGGCUGUAGCUGCAGCCUCCUCCCUUCUCUCUGUUUAACAGACAGACUUGGCCGUGCACUGUAGAGGCUCCUGCCAGAGUGAUAGACUCAACACAGCCUUGUCAAUACUGUCUCAAGCUUUUGAUCGCCUAAUUACUUCCCUCGGUGGCUGGGGACUCAUUCAGGAGGGGGUUGAACACAAGAAAACAUGCUGAUAAAUAGAUUUAGAAGAAAUAAAUGCUUUUUACUCUGGCUGCAAAGGGAAUCUGGUCUCUUUUAAUUAUGUAGUUAAUGUUACAGCCCUACAGUUGUAUGAAACUCCCACUAAAACAUUUUAAACUCUACAGUCGCUACUAGCCACAGUGCUUAAAGGGAAUACACUGGUGGAUUUGCAUGUCUCAAAUUGUACACUUCAUAUUAUUCAUUAGACAGAUUUCAAAUCUCCCAAAUAGCCACUGCUUUCACAACACAUAAUCGUGGUGUAAAAAUCACAUUGCACAAACUUGCUUUAGAUAGCUGGAACAUUAAAGGAUAAGGCUGGUGACAUUCUAUAUUUUUAUAAUUGUCAACAAAUCCAAUGCAAAGACCAAAACCACCAAUCCAUUAAUCUGACACUAAGUAGCCAAAGCCUCAUGUAGCGUAUUCCUUUGUGCCAUAGACCUACAUUGUUUAAAAAACAAUUAAAAACACAUUAAUGAGUCACAUUGUUGCACUGGUUUGAGUAGAACCUUUUUUUUAAAAUGAAAGUAUAUAUUUGUGAACAUUUUUUAAGAGUUGCAUCUUCAGUGGGGCAAAAUGGGAUUGUUGAUGAGCGCCACAAAAAGGCUGGGGAACUCAGAAAGUAUUGAGAGACACACGAGAUUUGUUGAGAAGAAAUAAAAUAUAAAAUACUGCCAGCUUUAUCACUUAAAUCCGCUUUAUUUUAUGCACCAUCUUCAUCCAUCGUCAACCGCUUAUCCUGCGUACAGGGUUGUGGGGCUAGAGCCAAUCCCAGCUGACAUUGGGCCAAACAAAUAACCAGUCACACCUAAGAACAAUUUAGGGACACCAAUUAACUGCAUGUCUUUGUGGGAGGAAGCCGGAGAGAGAACCCACACAGACACAGGGAGAACAUGCAAACUCCACACAGAAAGGACGGGCAACCAGGGUUUGAACCCACGCCAUUCUUGCUGUGAGGCGACAGUGCUAACCACUUUACCACUUGCCGCCCCGUCACUGUCUUAUUGAUUUGAAUUAAAUAAAGCUCUUGCUUGCAUUGAUGUUCAGGAUCACAAGAGAUCAGAUCAGUUUUAGGUCAGUAGUAAAAGAAUGAGCUGCAGUCCACUUAUUUACAUGAGUGCAGGACAGAUAAAAGGUGUGAUUGGUUACUGCAGCAUGGUUUCAUUUUAGUUUACCCUAAUCAAACGUGCCCAUGAUUACUUUUAUGUGCUGCAGCUGUGUUCUCUGUGGUAUAACACAUCUGUAAAAGGGUCCCCUCAGAAGCAAAUGUUACUGUGUCAACAGUAUUUAUAUACAUUUCAACAGUAUCAUAUUUCCUGAUAUGUUGCACAAUAGCCUAUCAGCCCCAGAUUAUAUAUAUAUUUUUUGAUAUGACAUCAUUAUCAAGUGCUGUAUUAGCAAUUUCUGCACUGCAGGUAGUUGACUCAUCAAUUUCUCAGUGUUCAUUGAAUCAGUUACCUAAUCAGUUCCCAAAACAUUCACUGUAGAGUGACUCACUGCUUACUGCUGAACUAUGGGGCAGUCUGACACAAACAAUUAGUUAUAGUUAGUAUAGUAUACUGUGCUAUAAAAAGGAAAUGCUGACAUCCAUGAUCUAAGGGUUAGCUAAUGCAACGUUUUCAAUGCAAGAUAUUACUGUAUUCCCAUCAUCCUGUUCAGUGUUCAUGUUUGCUUAUUGUUCAUCUUUUAUGGUUUGAUUUACUGACAGCAGAUCUUUUGAAUGUAAUGCUUUUCAGCAGCAACAAGGACACAGGCCCUCACUUGCUUCACACCCAUUCAGACUCAGCAGUAACGCACCAAACCACCAGCUUAGCCCAUUGCAAAUGAACCCUUGAUAACUGGCAUUGUUGUUUAGGCAAACAUUGCAUUGCUGUAUAACGGUAAGUGUUUUGCAGUGAAGCUGAUUUGUUGACACUGUUGUGCUCCAGAUAAUGAUUGAUAACAUUGUUUGCGCACAUUAUGCUGUUUCUCUGAAUGACUGCUGUCAGCAGAAGCAUGCCUGGAUUUCAUGUGUCUCUUUCUCUCUGUUUACUUCUGCUUUUGUGUUCAGAAUGCUGACUAGGCAACAGGAGCCAACCAAACUUUCCACAUGUGGUCACAGUAUACAGACACACACGUGCUCACAUACAAGAGACACACAAUAUCUUCACUUCUGUUUCCCUUGUUGUCUAAAGGCUGUAAACCCACUGGCAGUUUUUUUCUUUCAUUUUAAAAUUUGUCUUCAGAGUCUUCUUUGGUUUGUUCUGUGUACAAAAUCACAAAACUUGAUAUUUGACAGCACCACAUAGUCAAUAAGUGACUAUCAAGAGCUUUAAACAAUCAGCUGAAGCAUUUAUAAGCUGCAAAGCAUUACUGUGGAGAGACAAGAAGAGAGUACAAACCCUAAAAAGCCCAAAUAUUGCUAGUAUGAAUAUCAGAGGUAAGGGAGGGUCACAAAACAAAUCUGGGGUGUCUGAACGGCCACCCCACAAAACAAACUUUUUUGUUUACUUUUAUGUUCUUUUCUUUGGUAUUUUUUCAUAUUUCUAUACCAGUGCUAAAUGGAUUAUUAAAACUGAUGAUGAAUAUUAUUAUUAAAUUGUUGUUAUUAUUCCUAUUGAAGAGCAAGAGGUUCUAUAGUGUGAUUGUGGGUGAAGGGUGUGGGAUGGGAGGUGUUGGGGUACAAUGACAGAUUGCCCUGUUGUUCAAACCUAUAGACACAAACUUCUUUUGGAAUAAAAAUAUACAAACUGUUCCACAGUGA
Molecule: messenger RNA, 9985 nt
Organism: Micropterus salmoides (largemouth bass)
Lineage: Eukaryota; Metazoa; Chordata; Actinopteri; Centrarchiformes; Centrarchidae
Gene: grik5
Product: glutamate receptor, ionotropic, kainate 5
Exons: 22
Coding region: 2592-5807 (1071 amino acids)
Biological process (GO): synaptic transmission, glutamatergic; monoatomic ion transport; modulation of chemical synaptic transmission
Cellular component (GO): kainate selective glutamate receptor complex; postsynaptic membrane; presynaptic membrane
Molecular function (GO): kainate selective glutamate receptor activity; transmitter-gated monoatomic ion channel activity involved in regulation of postsynaptic membrane potential
Source: RefSeq, a predicted model, not a curated record